AUGCUAUAUUCACUUACUUGUCAAUUUCAGGUGUUUCAGACUCUCACUCGCCGUUCAGCAUUAUUGGAGGGUUACGGACAUACAACUGUACGUUUGAGCUCAGCCAAUAGCUAUAGCUGCCAAAAAGAUGUUACAUUCAAUGAAUACUGCGUUAGCCAUGUCCAUCCUCAAAAAUUAACUACUCUUGGGAAUGAGACUUUUUACUUCUUUGGUGACAACAAUCACGAGGAGUGGCAAGACCUUUUGGAGCAGUAUAUACAACCUCCUUAUAGAUUACCCUAUCAUUUGCCAGCAUUGAGUUUUGGUCUUGCAGGUCCAGGGACUGGUGUUCCCUUUCAUUUCCAUGGGCCAGGAUUUGCAGAGACCAUGUGGGGACGAAAAAGAUGGUUCAUGUACCCUCCGAAUGUGAACCCUAACUUCCAUCCUAAUCGCACAACAUUGCAGUGGUUGAUGGAAGACUAUCAGCUAAGAAAAGAUGAUCCUAAUUUGUAUGAAUGUACACUUAACCCUGGAGAGAUUAUUUAUUUUCCUGACAAGUGGUGGCAUGCAACUCUCAACAUUGACAGCAGUGUUUUUAUAUCAACUUUCCUCAGUCCAUAAUCUUUGUAUUGAAAUGAAAUGGGAUCUGGUAAUGGUAAUGGUUUAAUGUAUGUGUACAUCAGUUCUGUAAAUUAGUUU
Penaeus monodon (black tiger shrimp) is the source of this 678-nucleotide messenger RNA. RefSeq names its product jmjC domain-containing protein 8-like. Gene Ontology annotation, cellular component: cytoplasm. The record is from RefSeq and is a predicted model, not a curated record. Lineage: Eukaryota; Metazoa; Arthropoda; Malacostraca; Decapoda; Penaeidae.